Molecule: messenger RNA, 3489 nt
Organism: Wasmannia auropunctata (little fire ant)
Lineage: Eukaryota; Metazoa; Arthropoda; Insecta; Hymenoptera; Formicidae
Gene: FER
Product: tyrosine-protein kinase Fps85D
Exons: 15
Coding region: 400-2955 (851 amino acids)
Biological process (GO): peptidyl-tyrosine phosphorylation
Molecular function (GO): ATP binding; non-membrane spanning protein tyrosine kinase activity
Source: RefSeq, a predicted model, not a curated record
CUAGCGAACUUCCUCGAUCGACAUCAUCGUGCGAUAUAGCCAAUGGCGGUAUUUCUCUGGUAAAAGUAAAUUUUUCUACAGUUUUUGGGAGACGGGUAUAAAUAUAAAUGUUGAUCUCAGAGCUGCGCGGGGACGUGCCGGAGUAACGGCACGUUGUCGUCGUCGUCGUCGUCGUAAUAGUAGUUGGCGGUAAUGCUGGUCAUGUAAUAACUCCCCGGACACGUCGUGUCACCGUUGAAACGCACCAAGCCCUGCACUUUAAAAUUAAAUGUUAGGAUAUUCACCGAUGUCACGUCCAGAAUAUCUUCGCUUCAACGAGGCCGAGAGUUGAAGAUGAGCUGCCGUUGAGUACUGGCAUUAGCCUGUGAUAGUCCGCGUCCGUGAGGAUCCGUCGGAGAGAUGGGCUUCUCCACGAGCCUGCAGGGUCAGGCGUCGCACGAGGCGCUGCUCGCCCGCCAGGAUGCCGAGAUCAAGCUGUUGGAAACAAUGCGAAGGUGCCUCACGACGAAGAUCAAGUCCGACCGGGAAUACGCCUCCACUAUUACCUCGCUCACCACCCAGGGGAGGAAGAUCGAGCGCAACGAGGAUCUCGUUGGCAGUCUUAUAACUCAGAGCUGGAGAGACAUAAUGGACUCUAUUGAUCAAACAGCGAAAUUGAUCAAGCAGCAGGCAGAUUCGAUUGAAAAUAUUGUUGUAGAUCAAUUGAGUACAUUGCACUCAGAAAGGAGGAGGGCAAGAAAGUUGUAUCAAGAGGAACAGAAUUGGCUGAAUAAUCAAUUUCAGCAGCUGACAGAUGACGUAACUAGGAAAAAAAUGGAAUAUCAGAAGAGUUUGGAGAUGUAUAAAUUAAUGAGAUCGCGAUUUGAAGAAUAUUAUGUUAAAUCUGGUAGGGGAGGCCGCAAGUUAGACGAAGUCAGAGAAAAGUAUCAGAAGGCGUGCAGGAAGCUUCAUCUAACACAUAAUGAAUAUGUAUUACUACUAGGCGCUGUGACAGAAUGUGAACACGAUUUAAGAACCUGUUAUUUGCCAAGUUUGCUCCAUCGGCAACAGGCUAUUCACCAAGAAUUCAUAACUUCAUGGAAGGGAAUCCUGCAGGAUAUUGUAAAAUAUACAGAUCUUACAACGGAGAAAUUCCUAGAGAUCCAUGUGAAAGUGCUGAAGGUAGUUGAUGGUAUCAAGCCUAUCGAAGAGUACAGGGAUUUUAUUGGAAAGCACAAAACUAGGCCAGCGUCUCCGAUCAGAUUCACGUUUGACGAGAAUCUUGUGGAUGACACUUCAGGGAAAUUAUUGCCAAAUAAACUGACCGUCGAUAACUUGACUAUAGACUGGUUGAGAAGUCGCCUGACGGAACUCGAAGCCUCUCUCAAAACCACGCAACAAAAUCGACAGAGUCCGCAAUUUCCGCAAGAAAAUAACAGCGAUUCUAGGAUUUCAGUCUUGGACUAUUCUCGUGAAAGGGAAGAGCUGAAAUUACGUUGCCAGGAGAAAAAAUUGCAGAGACAAGUGGACGUCAUUAGAGGCGCUCUCAACGAAUUAGGCUGUGAAGAGUUACCUUCGGGUUGCGAUCUUUCCAUGGAAGGUUCUUUCACCGAUUCACCUGCAAUCAGUAAAAGAAAUACAGUCGCAGACAACAGUUUGUUCACACUGAGGAGAAAUCAGCGAUUCAUGACAAUAUUAAAAUCACCCUUUAAAUCCCUGCCGGCAAUUAACGACUCGAAAAACGGGAUGAUUAGGGCAAAAAGCGAAGGGCCUGCGGCUAAAGCAGACAAAAAUAUCCCUCCUGUUGUACCGUUACGUGGAAUAUCGCAUUUAACUAACAACCAAAAAAGUAACGGGAACGGUGGUCCUCUUAUGGAGGAAGAAUGGUUUCAUGGGGUAUUACCGAGAGAAGAGGUCGUUCGACUACUCGUCAACGAAGGGGACUUUUUAGUGCGUGAAACAAUGAGAAACGAUGAGUGUCAGAUAGUUUUAUCCGUUUGCUGGGACGGGCACAAGCAUUUUAUUGUACAAACUACACAAGAGGGACACUAUAGAUUUGAAGGACCCACGUUUCCAUCUAUUCAAGAAUUGAUCAGGCACCAAUGGUUGUCCGGUUUGCCGGUGACCAGCCGAUCCGGUGCUAUUCUUAAGACGCCAAUUUUGCGCGAGCGGUGGGAGCUUAAUAACGAUGAUGUCAUCCUUUUGGAGAAAAUAGGUCGAGGAAAUUUCGGGGAUGUUUACAAGGCGCAACUAAAGACUUGCAAAACUGAGGUGGCCGUGAAAACGUGCAAGGUAACGUUGCCAGACGAGCAAAAACGCAAGUUCCUGCAAGAGGGGAGGAUACUGAAGCAGUACGAUCACCCGAACAUAGUCAAACUUAUCGGCAUCUGCGUUCAAAAGCAGCCGAUCAUGAUCGUGAUGGAGCUGGUGCCCGGUGGUUCGUUACUUACGUAUUUGCGGAAGAAUGCUAGUACAAUAACACAGCGGGAGCAACUGCGUAUGUGCAAGGACGCUGCGGCUGGUAUGAGCUACUUGGAAUCUAAGUAUUGCAUCCAUAGAGAUUUAGCCGCUCGCAACUGCCUCGUAGGAUACGAAUGUAUAGUCAAAAUCUCUGACUUUGGAAUGUCGAGGGAAGAGGAAGAAUACAUAGUUUCGGACGGUAUGAAACAAAUUCCCAUUAAGUGGACCGCACCGGAAGCUCUGAAUUUCGGUAAAUACACAUCGCUCUGUGAUGUCUGGAGUUACGGAAUUCUGAUAUGGGAAAUAUUUUCUAAAGGCGGUAACCCAUACAGUGGUAUGUCCAAUUCACAAGCGCGCGAGAAGAUCGAUGCAGGGUAUCGAAUGCCGGCUCCGGAUGGAACGCCUGAAGAGAUCUAUCGAUUAAUGUUGCGAUGCUGGGACUACGAACCAGAAAAACGGCCGCAUUUUGAUCAAAUAUACACCGUGGUCGAGACACUCUCGCAAGCGUAUCUAUAAGUUAGAGAUGUGCGAAUCAAAGUUUUUUGACGCCGCCGAGUUAAAUCAAAUUUCAUUUCUUUAUUUGAAUCCGAAACGAAUGGAAUUUAUUGAAACAUAACUUUUAAUUAACAACAUAAUUAUUGCACAUGCCUCGGUGCUCGAGCGGUUAAGACGCCCGCCCCGGAAAGUUGGGAAGUCCCAGGUUCAAAUCCUGACUGAGGUAAUAUUUUUCGCAGCAAAUAAUUCUUAGCAUUCAUACCGCGUCGCAGGAAGAGAUUUUAUUAGAUGCCGGUGAGUAUCAGUAUUUAUUAAAUUGAUUAUCAAUUUAAUAACGUGGUAAUACUGUUUUGUUUCAAGCAAUGAGCUGCGUUGAAUCUGAAGGUAACGGCACGCAGUUCGUUGAAACUAGAAUAUGUAUGUAAAAUCACAUAGAAAUAUUAGAAUCAUCAAGAUCCUGCUAUAUGAUCGUAUUGGCCUUCUCUCAAUUUAAUUUGUGUUAAACAUAAUUAUUGUUAAGUUGAAUUUUAAUAUACAGAUAUUUAAAAAAGAUUU